UAUAAAAAAAAAAACCCUAAUAUAACAAACAAAACUCAGCACAACAGGCUCUACUAGUUUUCCGUAUCAGAAUCAACAAGCUUGAUUGGAGUCGCCACUCAACUGCCGGAAAACGCCGCCGGAGUUCCCAUCAGAAACAGGGUAGAAAGAAGCAGAGAAGAAGAUGAAUAAGAAAAAGGUAUUGGAAUUGGCAAAGGGGUUCGGGGGGAGAGCAAAGAAUUGCAUUAGGAUUGCAAGGGAGAGGGUGGAGAAGGCGUUGCAGUAUUCCUACAGAGAUCGUCGUAACAAAAAGAGGGACAUGCGAUCCCUUUGGAUUCAACGGAUUAAUGCUGGCACUCGCGUUCAUGGUGUCAAUUAUGGGAACUUCAUGCAUGGGCUGCUGAAGGAGAAUAUUCAACUUAACAGAAAGGUUUUGUCAGAGAUAUCUAUGCACGAACCCUAUAGUUUCAAAUCACUGGUAGACAUAUCAAGAAAUGCAUUUCCUGGAAACAAGAAUGUGGUUGUCCCUCCAAGAAAGGUGACCUUUUAGAGUAUUUGGCACUUCAGCAUUUAGAGGUAGUUUAUGCAAGAAUGGUUAAGUAUGUUUGAGGAGUUCGGGUUUUUUAAGCUACAAAUAAUGUCUACAAGUGACCUAUUGGUAUGUUGGCAUUUAGCCUUGAUCAGUUUUGUAUGCCUAUGAUUCAUACUCUUGUGUACUUAACCAAAUGAUUUUCCCCAAGCUGGUUUUCCUUUAAUUUGCUUCAUUAUCUGUAAUAUUGUACAAUUUUACAAACAUGAAGAUUAGUUCUGAUCGGCUAUGGGGAACAUUUGCUGCCAUUAGGCUCCAUCAUCAUAAAAUAGAGAUUGUUUCAACAUUUGCAAAA
Molecule: messenger RNA, 863 nt
Organism: Trifolium pratense (red clover)
Lineage: Eukaryota; Viridiplantae; Streptophyta; Magnoliopsida; Fabales; Fabaceae
Product: 50S ribosomal protein L20-like
Exons: 3
Coding region: 164-529 (121 amino acids)
Biological process (GO): translation; ribosomal large subunit assembly
Cellular component (GO): ribosome
Molecular function (GO): structural constituent of ribosome; rRNA binding
Source: RefSeq, a predicted model, not a curated record